This is a messenger RNA of Haliaeetus leucocephalus (bald eagle), 1253 nucleotides long. RefSeq names its product biogenesis of lysosomal organelles complex-1, subunit 3 (gene BLOC1S3). Bases 31 to 546 code for a protein of 171 amino acids. The record is from RefSeq and is a predicted model, not a curated record. Lineage: Eukaryota; Metazoa; Chordata; Aves; Accipitriformes; Accipitridae. Gene Ontology annotation, cellular component: BLOC-1 complex. The transcript has 2 exons.
GUGACCUGCGGCGGCGCCGGGAAGGAGGCCAUGGCCGCCCCCCGCCCCCUCAGGGUGGUGCCGGGCGAAGCCUCCGAAAGUGACUCGGAGCCGGAGCUGCUGGCGGGGGCGGCCGGGGGUGUCCCCGGGGCCGGGCUGAAGGUGCCGGGUGAAGCCUCCGAGACCGAAGAAGAGGAGGAAGAAGAGAAGGAGGAAGAAGAAGGGGGGGGGCAGAGACCGAAGCUCCCUCCGGUGACGGCAGAGGAGCCGGCGGCGAUUUGGGGGGGCGGCCAGGGGGGCCCCUCGCUGCUGCAGCAGCGGCUGUGGGAAGGUUCGGGGCGGUUGCGGGGGGCGGUGGGCAGCGCCUUACGGCAAAGCUACGGCGCUGCCGCCCGGCACCUGGGGGGACUGGGGGGAGCCCUGGGUCGGGCGCAGGCAACCGCCGCCGCCGCUGCUCACUGCCUGCGCCUGGCUCGCCGCGACCUGCGUGCCGUGGCCGCCACCGUCGAUAUCGUCACCGCCUGCCGCCUCCUGCCCGAGAUCCGCGGGGAGCUGCCGGCACUCUGACCGGGACUGGUGGCUUGACAGAACAGCCAGUGCCACCAGGAUCUGGCACGGCGGUCAGUACCAGCAGCAGCGUCGCUGGCUGACAUCAUCUGCCUGGUGUCUGCAGGCAGUUGCCAGCAGCAGCAGUGUCCUCGUGACAUCACCAACAUCCUCAUGGCGUCACUGGCAUCCUUGUGGUGUCACCAAAAUCCUCAUGGCAUCACUGGCAUCAUCGUGGCAUCACUGGCAUCCUUGUGGUGUCACCAAAAUCCUCAUGGCAUCACUGGCAUCAUCGUGGCGUCACUGGCAUCCUCAUGGCAUCACCGGCAUCCAUGCGGCAUUACCAACGUCCUCAUGGCGUCACCAGCACCGUGUCCUCUGCAGCAGGGUGGUCGCCGCCGGCAUUGUCACCUCAGUGUCUUCCCGAGGGUGCGGUCAUGGUGGCUGUGGCACCCCAUGCUGUCCCCAAAGACCUCCACGCCGGGGUGCCAUCAUGACUGGUGUAGCCACGGUGGCACCAAAUGGUGGCUUUGGCACAGAGACCGCCCGCCUGGCCCCCCCAGGACCUCUGCGCUCUGGAGAUGUCAUCACCGGUGGCCUCGUGGCCAGCUGCCACCAUCACCGAACUGCGGCCCCGGCUCAGCUCCAGCCACUCUUGUCCCCAAAUGCCACCAUUUUGUGUGACCCGGAACCGAAUAAAGCCCUGGUGGUGUCACUGCUGCAGUGAG